UCAUGAUUUCUGGUAUCUUCACAUUAAAUUUGUUUUAAUUUCUAUUUGAAGUUAUUUACAGAUGCUGUGUUGAUGAUUGUGACCAGAGAAGUAAUGUGCUCUUAAACCUUUUAACCCUUUCUAUUCCAUAGGAGCUCUUUGUUCUCAAAUGUGAGUUUUCUGCUAUGAACACUGUUGAAAUCUUGCUCAGUCAUGCCUAACAUACAUAGUAUUACCUCUUCUACAGUUGCAUAGGAAGAUAGUAGAUAUAACGUUAUUGGUAUUACUUGAAAUCCUCAGAUGUCCAGGAAUACCAAUGAUGAUAGCUUUUAAAAGAUAUUAAUACAACAAUUUUGGAUCAGUAUUGCCUUAAUCUGAACCUGAGGAUGGAAAAACUAGUCCAUUUCUGAAGUGCUCAUUACCAGAAAUUCCAAUAUUACUCUCUUUCAAAAAGAACCAAAAAAAGUUAUAUAUUUUGUUAUAUAUAAACACACAGAUAAUCUGGAAACACUGGGGCAUUCAUUUGGGAAAGAUUUUCUUAGUAAAUUAGUUACAGGCAUCCAGAUAUUGUUCCACUGAAUAUGUAAAAUAAAUAUUUAAAUCCAAUUAUAUAGGUUGAAAGUUAUGUAAAGGGAAGAAAAACAUGUUUUUAUGUCCCUACAAAGCUAAAUUCUAAGGUACUCACAGUGCUAUCUGAGAAUAGCCUAAUAGACCUGGAACAGAAGUUGUGCAGUUAUGUUGCCUUGUUCAGAAGCCUGCUCUCUGUAUUUACAAGACAGUGGUUUCCCGACAAAAACAGUUUAACAAAGCUUUAAAGUACUUGAACUAGAAAUGCUUGUUUUGGAACAUAAAUUUCAUUAAAUACUGGUAAAACGGGCAACAUUUUACAGAUGUAGAUAAUGAUUUAAACUUUGAAGAAAACCAGAAGAACUCUACAGGAAAAUUAACACUAAAAGGCACUGAAAUACUCACUGCAUUAUUGCAGCCAUCAGUAAAAUCAUGAAAGGGGAAUUAUAUGUUAUUUUUUCUUUAAAAUUGAAAGAAGCAUAAACUAUCAAUAAUGGAAAGCAUUAUAUUUCGAAUUAUCCCAGUCGUACUAAUUUUAAGUAUUGCAGUAUUUAUAUAAUGUAUGUUACAUCACUGUUAAACUUAUCACUCUAAUUUGUUUAGAAAUCCUCAGGGGAGCUUCUAAAGGGUAUUUAGUUUUGUCUCCACAGUUCUCCCUGGGGGUGAGCAUUCAGAAAUUCCUGCUUCGCUGUUUUAGAUAUUUCUUUUGUCAGUUUUACGUGUUUUGAGGUGAUGUUAGUUGUGUAGACACAACAUAACAUAGUCUGAUAUUUGUAGUUAUCCGAAGUGUUCAAUGUGUUUGUUUAUUGCUAAGAGAAGAAGAAAAAAAAAGAAUCAAACUGCCUCACAGUAGCCAUUUCAUAAAGGGUCAUUCAAAAAAAGACCCCUGCUUCUUAUUAACAACAUUUAUCUAACAAAAAUAGUAUGAUAAUCAAUAUGUAAAUUCCCAGCGAGCCAUUAGAAUUAAAUUGUUAUUUUAUCUCAGAAUGUAAAGAGUUCUCUUUGACUUAGUUUAAGAUACUUCUUAGGUCACAGUAUGAAUAGCCUUUUGGUUAGAAGUACUGAUUGGUAAGCACUGCUGCAUUAUGCUGUGCCCCUAUGUCUGACGGCCAUCUCAUUUGUUCAGAACACCAGUGCAGGCUUGACUUAAUGGCUUUAUGCAUUAGAAGGAAUCAGGUUCCAAUCAGGGCCAUGUUUCAACAGUACCCAGCUUCCAGCUUCUCUGGAUCCUAAUACUGAAUCAAAAUGCUGCAGACACCUGAAGCAAAAUACAUUGACUUGAUAUAAAGGAAUUCUUUGGGUUUUUCUUAUUCUAAAAUUUCUGUUGAGUAACAAAAUUAUUACUUGACAUCAGAUCAAGUAUUUUCCAUCCUUCAGCAAUUGGUGCAAAACUGUAAUGUUUGGUAUGUUGCUUACAUUGGACACACUGGAUAGUGUUACAUGUACUUUGUCUGCGCUUGAUCAAGAUGCAAUUUGUAGUUUUGUGUAAUCCAGAUCUGGUACUAAUGGCUGUUGAACCAUGAGCUCAAGUUACAUUUCAGUGAGGACAAAGACGCAGGAGUCUUUUCAGAGAUCCACUUGUAGGAGAUAGAACUCUGAAAUUGGGCUGUUAACACUGGAACAAUGAUUUCAGACUCAGCAAACUAUAGCACUUACAGACAGAUUCUUGACCCCACUGGCAAACAUGGUUUGACUGGUACUGCAAGAGCUUUCAAAGCUCGUAAAGUGAAAGACUUGAGGACUGAUCUACCACAUCUGUGCAAAAAAUGCUGUUGGAUUUCAGCUUGUUUUCUGGCACCACACUGAAAGUCAAUAAGGAACACCUGUUUCAAGGAGUUGGCAAAGGGAGUCAUGCUUCUCAUCCCUCCUUUGAUUUUUUUUAAUCUGAAUAUAUUUGUUUCUUUGCAUUUCUGAAGUUUUGGACCUAAAUUCUAUCAUUUAAAGUCUGUAUUCAAAUAAAUAAAUUACUUGUCUGAUCUGCAGAUACUGCUGUGCACCUAUAUCAUUUAUGCGGGUGCCUGACUGCAGGCUGACGCAAGACCUGAAACUAUUGAUUUUAAUGGUGACUGUGGAUUGAUUGCUAAAUGGUAACAAUAAUUAAAAACAUAUGGAUUAUGAAAAUGCAGCUAUGUUUGGAAAAGAUUAAUUAGGUAGCUUGUGGUGUUUGCUUAUCUAUUUCCAAACCCUUGUGCUAUCCAUAGUUUGACAUGGUGAUAGAUAAAUGCAGUAAGGACAUGAUGUCUGAUAUGGUUUCUCACAGCCCUCAGAGGAAAGUGUUAAAAAUUUAUGCUGCUUUGCUAUCAAUGUUCUGUCAGAACGGUGGUUAAAAAAAAAAAAAAAUAUAUAUAUUUUUAAAAUGAGGCAAAAUAUCAUGUCCUCAGAUGUCAUACAAAAGAACUAGCUGAUGUGCAAAGAUAAAACUGUUUGGGGGUAUCAGGAGGAGGAGGCCUUUCCAAGAGAGACAGCCAUCUGAAAAUGAAUGUUCUGAAAAACUGGAAAAAAAGAAUGAUCAGAUUAAAACAGCAUAAAUUUGUGCUCUUUUUCUCUGAUGUAUGUGGGGGAGAGAUUUUUAGAUGUGUUACUAAAACUAAUUUAAUGUAUAAAGCCAGUUGCAGGUUGGUAACACAGGUUAGUAGAUAUUUAUGGGUUGGUAGCUAUGCAAGAACUUUGCUGCAAGUACACAUGCAGGUACUCAUUUUAUUUGCUCAUUUACAAUCUAUACAGAUGUUUUGCAAAUGUUCAAAAUGUGUUCUCAUCUUACAGGCUUUCUCAUCUUGCAGAUGAUUAAUGCAUUUGACACAAAAUAAAUGAGAGAAGAAAUUAUUUUCCAUUGUUACCCAGCAUUUUAGUUAGUAAUUUUGCAUUUUCACUGUCUGUCGUUGACAUUAUUAUGCAAUUCAACAAAAUCUCUGCAGCUUCUUGCCUUGCAAGGGAAAUGUCGCUCCUGAAAUCUGGUAAUGGACAGUUACUUUUCCUUUCUAAAAUCUUAAUCUCUGUUUCUCACAGAACUUUUGGAGUUUGGAAGUGUUACUCAUUCUCAACAAAAAAACACAAAUGACCUCUUUGCUCUUCAGGUUUAGAAAAAAAUUGCAAAUAAGUGUUAUUAGCAAUGUUGUUGAUGCAGUAACUACAAGGAAAGUGUGGUUCUUGAUGAAAAUAGUAAUGAAUGUCCUUACCUAUUAAUUUCUGGUUUUAAGUUUUGCCAUGAUUUUUGUGUACUUUUAUCAUUGUAAAAUAGCGGUCAGUCUAAUCUCAAUGAAAGAAAUUAAUUAAAGCACCAAUACCAUGUAGCUUUAUGAGGUCUUGGAUAUAUUUCUUACAGUUAGUGUGCCUUACUCAUUUGCAUAUUUUUUAUUUUUCUACAGACAAUGUGCAUGGUGGUAUUUUGAGCGUUUAUUUUGCUAAUUCUUCUCAUGAUUAAAGUCAUAAAAUUGCUGUGGCCCAGCAAGAGGCGUUAUGAAUGUAUAAUUUCAUUUUACAUGUGUUCAUAAAACCAAAUUAUAUUAUGUUCUUCUAAAAUGGAGACAUUUUAGUAGCAAAAAUUUACUGUUUGCAUUUGAAGGGGAUGUAUCUCAUAGCACUGCUGUGGUUUAAAGUUCGUAGUGACCAAAUUCUCUAAUGACACAUAAAGGGUGAGGCUUCACACUUAAUUAGGGUACUUCGAGCUAUUUCUUCACUGCCAAAAUAGAUACAAGGUGGUCAUGCUUUUGAGAGGUCAGUUUUUAAUAGAAGUCUGUUUUCCCAAAAGCAAUUAUGUAAUUGAUUGCUUAUAGAUAGGGCCUACGACUCUUCUGGCUGGUUAAGUCUGACUUUGGGCUGUAGUUGCAAUCAUUUGUGUGUGCACUUGUUGUUCUCCAUCUCUCUAAUUGUUGUUUCUCCAAUUCUUGUCUUGUAAAGAGUUUUCAGUUUAGUGAAGACUAUGUCGUUUGUAGGGGUAGUUUUCUUGCUUUUCUCUUUUAAGAAAAUAUUAGAAGAAUGUGAUUUUUCCCUACACAUCAUGUAUUCAAAACUUGCUAACUCAUCUUGGCAAUUUUCUGAUAUUUAAUAUUUGGAAAGUACUGGUACUUGCUCAUAGCAACUCCAGAUACUUUCAAGUCCCAAGUCUACCUAAAUUAACCAUCUCUUCACUAUGUCUGUUUUACCAUCAUUUUAACCUUUUUCUGACCCACUGCCAGCACUGUGAAUUUGUUAACCCUAGUGACCUCAGGCAAACACCCAGUGAUUACUGUGAUUUGAUGUGUUGCAGUUUUAUUUUUAUGAGGCUCAAUCUAUACGAAAAAAGAAUUUUGGUUGUUAUGUUUAUGUUAAUCUAAAUUGCUUUAGAUUGAGCUGGGUUUCUUGCUGUGCUUAAUUGCGUUAGUAACUAUAUUGAUUUUUUCCGUGCCAGGGCAUUGCUGAUUGCCAGAAGCAGUGUUUUGAACUGGCUAUGCCAUCUUGAGUCUCUCCAUAAGUAUUGAGAUAAUCGUGAAAUCUUAAGAAUGGUCACUGUGAGGGUUUGAAUCUUCUCUGGAUGUAAAAUGCACUUUAAAUUUGAAAAGAGAACAUAACAACCGCAUAGCUACCAAGCUGGCCACAUUGCUAGCAAGCUGGGGGCUUUUGACUAACUAAGUUGAGGAAUGGUUUUAAUGUGCAUCCCAUUCAUUUCAGUUACGAGCAGAAGAAUAAUAUGAAAUAGCAAUAGUGACAGCCAGUGCCUUCAUCAUGAAUGCUCUUCCCACUAGAGAGCACAAAGAGGAAGAACAUGUCAUACCAAAUGAAGAAAAAUUUUCUCCAGUGUUUAAAAAAAAAAAAAAGGUCUUAUCUAUCUGUAUUGCCUUGAAUCAGAAAUUCUGUGUGAAUUCACCAGUCCAGAGCCAAAUACAGCCCAAACCAUGGUAGCUGUUCCACUCAUAUUGUAACAAAUCAGGCAUUUUCCAGGCUGGAACUUUCCAGACAGAUUUUUAAUUAUUGUGAAAUUAUCAGUAUUCUUUACAUUUCGUGAUUCACUAAUGCAGAGUUAAUGAACAUUCUUGUGGGAGAUAAAAUUUCAGACUAGCUUCCAUCUCUAAUUUCACACCUCAGGUAAGGUGUGAGGAGGCUUUGAGGCUCAGAGCAUCUAUCAGUUUGGUCUCACAAGGGCAUUCAAGAGAAAUGGGUAUCCGGAAUUGACUUUUUCUUUGCUAUCUUAUCUUUCCAUCCUCUAAGGUUCCAUCUUUCAGAGGUUAUUUUGACAAAAGAAUACCACCGUACCAAUCACUGUGCACUAAAAGAAAAGGAUUUUUCUAGCAAACAGUUAUCAUAAAUUGCACUAGUGUAAAUGUCUGCUUAUUAUUGAGCCAAAAAUAAGUGUCUGCUAGUGUAACACCUUGCUGGAGAAAAACAAAUCUUUUCAAGUCAUCAAAUUAAAGCAUAGACUAUUUUGUCUUUGAGGAGCAAAUUGGAACUUGGAACUCCCACCUCAUGGUUGAGAAGUGUUUUACUCUUGCUGCAUUGAAGCCAAGACCCUCUUUGUCUUUACAUUAAAGCUAUUGAUAUGUAGCUCAUGAGGAUGGCCUCACUGUCUCACCAGUGGCCUUUCUUUCUCAAUAUGUGUUAAGAAUUAUUAACAAUUCUGUACUUUCCAAGUUUUUCUCUUCCCAUAUGUUCAGGAAUAUUUCUUCCCUCCACUCCAGCCCUCCUUUAUUUUUCAUCCCCUAAAAAGAAAGUACCUGUACCUUCUGAAUAUCAGUUCAAAAGCUCACAUUGUUUGGAGGAUCUUCACACUUGCAAUGAUGACACUAGAAGAAUCCACCUUAUUGCAUACCUAAGGGAUGAUACUUCUUUUAAACUGGUAAAACUACUUCAUCAGUAUCUUCAUUUGCCUAUCCCAGCUUUGCCAACGUGACUGUUAAUUUGGUCAAUCCAGUGCUCUUUUCUUCUUGAAGGUUUUCACUCAGUAUUCUGUGGUUGUGAUACUGACAUUGUUCACAGAUUUCACAACGUGUUUUGCUGCCUAAAGAGGUAUGCAGGAGAAUGAUAAUUUACUUUCAGGUUUGAAGUAGAUUAGUCAACCUAGUCUAUAUAAAGUUUCCAAUGUGGGACUCAAAUUAUGUUUAUGUACUAGAUGACUUAGACCAGCCCAUCUUGAGUUUGUUCUGAAAAUAUACAUUUUGUGUUUUUCAAACUCUUUCAUGCCAUCCCUGACCAGCAUUGUUUUUAUCAGUUUGUGGGUUCAAAAUGCUAUGCAUCUCUGACAGUUACUUUGAUUCUUUUACUGUGAUGUCAUGCUGAUCUCUGAAUGAAAUUUCAUGAAGCUAAUGAACUUAUUAACAUUCACACUUCGUUCACAAUAAAAGCAGACCUCAUUCCUUUUCUGUCACUGACAGCUGAAACAAUACCAGCCACACCUAUGGCACAAGAAGGGAAAAGAAGUUGGAGAUUUAAGCAAGGAGUGUAGGAAUUUUUGCUGUUGGUUCAGAUAAAAAGGUUAGAAUAUUGUUUGAGAGAACUGUGUGUGCAGAAACAUCAACAUAGAGAAACACUACAAAAACCCAUGCAGAAGUUAUGGCCAGAGCAGCAAUGUAAAUGUGCAUGAAGAAGAAGAGAGGAGGGAGAGCCCUUUUAUGCGCAGUGCUUCUUGGAAAGAGACUUCGAACUACGGGAAGAGAGGUGCUUUUUUUCUUCUGAUCUGGAUUCAUUCUGUUUAUCAAGGAACAAAACUUUCAUAUACAUAAUAUGGAAAUAAAAGGCAGUGAACCUAAUAAAUACUUCACUCCAUCACUGAUUUAUCUCCCUAAUGAGGAUAGCUUACAAACCUCCUCUUGGCUCAGCCUGAGUAAAAAAUUAUGACAUUAAUGGCAGAAGUGAAUGCGGUUUCUGAGGAGAUAGGUUGCAUGUUUCUAUUAACCUUGAACUCACUUGGAACAUGAAGAAGGAUACAAAUUAUUUUCAUUUGAAAUGACAUUCUAUUUCUAAUAACGUGGAGGAGAAUGCUCAUAUUGUCUCACCUGAAAUAAUGUAUACUACUGCUACCCAAAUAUGAUCUUUUUGGGAGGGAAAUUGAGAUUUAUUCUUUGCUUCAGGAACAAAGCUCAUAGGCUGAGAAGAUGAACUCACAGAGAUUUUAGCAGUCAUUUUGGCUGCUGGCAUGCCACUACACUUCUUAAAAAAAAAACUUCACUUCUUUAGCUCUGGCAGUUGGAGACUGGCUCUGCACUUUGGAGCCAAUUGCCUCAAAUGGGCCAGAACAUAACUAUAAGGUAGAUGGAGGAGUGAAAAUCUACCUGUCCCGGCGGACAUCCAGAGAAGACUUUGGUGGUUUCUGCUAGAAAUGGAAGACUUCUAAGACAAACUGGCAAUAACUUAAUUAGACAAAUGGGCUUGCAGAUGAAGCUCAGUGAAAGAAAGUCUACUGAGAGGCUGUGGAAUUCACUGCAGAACCUGAGUCUUCUUUCAUGUGUGCAUCAGAACUGGAAGCAGUUAUCAGUGAAGAAGAUGGAACUGAAUUAUCACAAGCCUAAAAAUACACCUGUGUUCAAUACAUGCUAUAGAGAAGGAGAUUUUGAUCUGUCUCCUGACUGAUGAUUUUCUGUUCUUUUUAGGAUAAAACUGAUCUCUAAAAUGAGAAAAAUUAAAAGUAAUGGAACAAAUCAGUUGUUGGCUGAUACUAUGAAAAUCCAUAUAAAAUGAAGCAAAAUAUAUAAACAAGUACUUGAAAUUAAGCAAGAUGCCUGGGUAGUUGUGAGGAUAUAUGAACUCAUUAUUGCUUUGGAUUUCUUUUUGUGAUGAAGAAUGAGUAACAAAUGCCCUCAAAGUAUCCUACAAAGUCAGAUUGUGGAAAUCCAUUCUAAAGAUGAAGUUCAGGUCAUCAAAGGAAAGGAUCUAUAAAAAGACAAGUGAUUUGCAAUGCACAGAUUAUCCUGUCUCUAAAAUCACAGAUCAUUGUAGCUACCUGCUGCAGCAGUUUUCUAGAAAAAGAAGGAGAAGAUAAAGUGAAACAAUUUUCAUAAAGGAAUUCUAGUUGCAGAAGUCUUUUUGGCUUUGAAGGAGAGAUGGAUGCUUGUUUACUUGCAUAGCACUUUUGAUGAGCAAAAAAAAAAACAACACACAAGCAAAACAUCAAAACAUGAAUCAAUGUAUCUAGUAGUACAUAUAUACAAGAAAACUACUGGGGAGAAAAGGAGUUUAUUUUGGUGCUGAGUUUAAUGUAUUACUGCAAUAUUAAAUGUAAGACAUGGGAUGAUCUAAAAAACUUUAUCAUUGUAAAGCAAUCAUCCUGAUCAAGUAUGGAUCCUGUAGGGAAAUACUUUAUUAAACAGCUCCCUCACUGUUUACCUGCAGCAAAGAUGUUAAGUCCUCUGAGCCAUCAAACAAUUAACCCUGCCUUCCUCAGUGCUGAGCCUAACCCAUCGUGAUGAAGAAAAGUAAAAGCAGAUUCAGUGAGCUACUGAAUGCGAGUUUACAGGAAGAUUCUUGCUCACUAAGGAAGAGAUGAAGCCAGAGAUGCGUGGCGUGAAGAGAAGGCCGAUCCAAAGGCCCACAGGGGGCUGCCCUCACAGCAGGCUAGGGCCUGUGGCAAAAAAAACGUGCAACAGUGAAAAAAAACUGGAAAUUGUGGUCUAUGGCACUUGUGUUUGCUAGACCCAGGUAGAAUUUGAUGCACAUUACUAUCUCAGUGAAAAUCAAUACAUCUACCAAUGAGUCAUGGUAAGAUUUCUUACUAGGUGCUGUACCAGUGAGAUACAGCCUUCUUAAAAAAGAGACAACUGUGCAUGUACUCUGUGCAUACUUGGUAGUCUUAAGAAAAAAAAGGAGCCAGGAUCUGCUCUGUCCAGUUCUCUGGGAAACCAAGGUUUGGCAGCCAGGUUUGGUAAAACUUUUGUUACAGAGUAGUCACUUGAGAGUUCAGCAGGAGUGCAAAACCAGUGAGAAGAUGGGAGACUCUUCAGAGUUGAACACAGUUUAGCAUUUCUACAAUACUUAAAGGCUCUUUUGCCUGCUCUUAUCUGAGCCUGUUUCAAACUGCCUUUAGUGUAGUUUCUGGUAUUUAUGCUUUGAGAACAAUAUUGAUGAACAAACCAAUAAUUUAAGUGUGCAGUAGCUGUUUGGAGCAAAUAUGUAAGAAAGAAUUAUUUCCUUCAAGUUUUGGUUUGGAGAACAGGAGCAUUGUAGGAGGUGCGCACACACACACACACACACACCCCUCCCCCAAAGUGGUCUGUUACUUUUGUGGAUGAUGAGGACCGAAAAAUGCUCUGCAAAGUUUUAACAACUAUCUAUAGUAAAGCUCAUGUCUAAUUGAAAAGCUUGGAUGGGAACAGAUGCUACCUGAAAAAGGCGGAAAGGAAUUGAUUAAUUAAAAGUGGAAAAUUUGUUUAGAAAUACAUAGCUAUCACUCAGCUUUUUCUUGUUUAAGGAGAAAGCCAAUAAACUGACCUUGAAAAGCAGAAUCCUCAAUUUUAACAACUGCUCUCUUACCUGAAGGAAUCAAGUAAUUCAGUGGACCAAGCUGAAAGAACUCUGGUGUUAAACUGAUGGAGGUGGAGAGGAGAGAAAGAAGUGUUCCAUAUGGCUAUUCCUGAAUCCUAAAAUACCGUGAAGAAAUUGAACAUUUGCCUCAGGAAUGACAUCUUUAAAUUGAGCACGGCCCAAUUAGGUGUCAGAGAAAUGGGAAUCGGAGAAAUGAUGGGAACUCAUUCAUUGAGAUCUUGUCUACUUUUCUAAAGGGUUAUGAAAUAGGAAGGAUUCCACAAAAGUUUGGGUUGGUGAUUUGAAAACAUCUUGAAAUAAAUAUAGCAUGUAAAUGCUACUAUUUUAAAAUAGUUUGUAUUUUGUAAACAACUUUUUCUGCUGCUGUGGACCUGCUUGCCAUUCUAGAUCCUUGUAUUGUGACAGACUAAAAGUGUUGUUAUGAUACAGUGUGGGUGAAAUAGUACAGUGUAUCUGCUAAUACUCUUCCUUUAGGCUAAAUGUAAAAGCUGUUGUGAGUUCUCUGUUCACGAGAAGACAACUGGAGCUGUAGAGUCUCUUUAAAGCACAGACAUUGCACAGAGCUGACCGUGGGUUUGUGUACAGGUGGGUCUGAUUGAAAAUCCAGUGAUGUGAAAGGAGCUGUGCGUGCGUGGGUGUGAAUGGGAGGUUCUAGAGAAGCAGCACAGCAGCACGUAGGUAAGCAGCAAAGAAACUCUGGAGAAGCCCUUGAAACAGCUGGCGAAAAAAAAAGUCCAAAAAGUACUAUGGGACAAAAAGCCGUAAAGGAAAAGGCUGGGAACCAUGAGCUCCAUGGAAAAUGCUUUCCUUCAUUUGCGUCAUAUUGAAUUUAGGACAACAGAGCUGUAUGUAUAUAAUUCAUAAAUAAACAUGAUUGCGCCAAAGAAAUAACUGACUUAUAAUUGUUUUUCUAUCUAUGUGACCCUUUUUUUUUUUUUAGCUGACUGGUUGGGUCCAAAGGAUAGCCAUAAUUUGGAUGGCUUGGGAAAUCUAGUUCAACAGUGUGAAACCAGCAAAUCCCCAUAGAGGGGAGUUUUGUGAAUAGAGUUUUGCCUUUUUCCCCCCUCCCUUUUCCUCUCUUCUGCCUGAUAGUACAGUGACUUUUUACCGAGUAUCUGGGCUACCAUUAAGGGACUUGGAGAAAACAGAUUAACAGGUAAGAAAUGAGUUAUGUUAAUGGAAUGUACAUUUUAAAAAGGCAAAGUGGUCCUUUUAGACAAAGUCUAAGUAAAAAGGUUAUAAUGUUUUCAUGUGCUAUGACUAUGUAUAACUUACAGGAAAAUAAAAAUUUACUGUUUGUUUUUAUAUCUCUUUUUUUGGUGCAAUAAUUAUGGUAUUGACAAGGUAUGGAAGUGACCUAAUUGUUGUAGUUGUGACCUCUAAUUUAUUGUUAAUGUUACUGUCAGUAUGUGCUUCACAUCUCCUUCUUAAUGGUAUGCUAAUUGUACAGCGGAAUGUCACAUUCUCCAACAUACAGAUUCCCUAUUUCAAUUACAGCUAAGUAAAUCUCCAUUACUAAUGAGUAAGCAUUUCUUUUCCAUGUGCAUUUGCAUUAUAAUGGACAUUUUCUUUAGGCACUAAAAUUAUUCUUUCCUUGACAACAACUAUAUAUUUCGUUUUACAGUAAAGGCUACGACAUGGUGAUUCAUUCUUUUCUGCUGGGUUUAUCUCUUUUUAAAUUGUCAAAUGUUCUAGGUAGCCUGACAUUUUCUGUCCUAUGUUAUUUUUCUGUUCUUCCAGAAUAAGUAUAUGUAUUUUCUUUAAGACAACCUAUUUAAUACAAAUCAUGAAAAAGUAAGCUUAUGUGUCAGUCAUAAGUUAAGCCAUAUUUCAGAAUUGUUGCUUUGUUUCAUUCAUGUUGCUGAGAAAUCUCAACUGCUAUUUAUGUCACUGCAAAGUGACCUUUGUGAUAUAAUGUUUGACCGAUUUGAAUAUAAGAACAAAUGACCACAAGUGACCCAUAUCACUGCAAGAUUCCACUCUGCUUAACAGAGCAUAGCUCUUCAGCUAUUAAAUAAAAUCCCCCUAACAGACAUUUGCUGCCCUGCUAAUGCAUAUAUCUACAAAAGCAACGGAGAGCUGAGUAAAAUGAAGGGGGAAGGCCUCCUGUUCCAUCUGAGCUGCGCGGCUCUGCUGCCAACCCCCCUCCCUCUGAGAGCUGUGGGCAAUCCCUGGGUACCACUGGAUUGGGCAGCCGGCUCCAGCCAACGGAGGAGUCCCUUGGUGACCCAGAGGCUUCCCCUGCCCUCCAUCAGGGAGCGAGCAUAUUGGCAAGCUGAGUCCCUAUGGUGGAGAUCCUGCCUUCAUACUGUAUGUCCCCAGGAACAUGUGUCCCCUUUUGUAAAACUAUGAGGACUGUGAGUUUUAUUGAUAAAGUGGGAAUUUCAUCUUUGAUCAUGUGCAGUAAAGAAGGCAUUGGUUUGAUUUCAUUGGGGUCUAUUCAGUGAAUCACUUUACAGGAGCCAACACAGGUUUCUGUAUCAUUGAUUAAUAAUCAUUAAUAUUCUUGAAUAUUUCUGAGUUUACCUGGUGGUGGGUGUGUAUGUGGGGAAGAAGAUGGGUGUUGGGUUCUUUUAAUCAUAUAAGUACCUGGGAUAUUGUAAAGAGACAGAAUGUGGUUAAAACAUGAGGUAGCAUUCCAGAAAUGCAGGAGGAAAUGUAUGCAGCCAGAUGUUAGAAGUAACAUUGAUUUCCUGGUCACUGUGCAUGAGUUCUUUCUAGCCUUGUGUAUAUCCUGAUAAUCGGACGGAUUACAGUAUAGAUACAAAGUUUGUUUUGUUUUUAUUUUGAAAGGCCUACGGUAUGCAGCCUUUUUCCCAGACAGCAGCAAAAAACAAGGACUGGGAAACAGAAAAUCAUGACUGGUAUUGUUUUGAAUGCCAUUUGCCUGGAGAGGUGUUGAUAUGUGACCUGUGUUUUCGUGUGUAUCAUUCCAAGUGUUUGUCUGAUGAGUUCAGGCUUAGAGACAGCAGUAGUCACUGGCAGUGCCCAGUUUGCAGGAGUAUCAAGAAGAAAAACACAAGUAAACAAGAGAUGAGCACAUACCUGCGGUUCAUAGUCUCUCGUAUGAAGGAGCGGGCUAUAGAUCUAAACAAGAAAGGGAAGGACAACAAACACCCAAUGUAUAGAAGGCUGGUACACUCAGCUGUUGAUGUUCCUACUAUACAGGAGAAAGUAAAUGAAGGAAAGUACAGGAGUUAUGAGGAGUUCAAAGCAGAUGCACAGCUGCUUCUACACAACACAGUGAUUUUCUAUGGAGCGGACAGUGAACAAGCUGACAUAGCGAGGAUGCUUUACAAAGACACAUGUCAUGAACUGGAUGAACUGCAGCUUUGCAAGAACUGUUUCUAUUUGUCAAAUGCACGACCUGACAAUUGGUUCUGCUAUCCUUGUAUACCUAAUCAUGAGUUGGUUUGGGCCAAAAUGAAAGGCUUUGGGUUUUGGCCAGCCAAAGUCAUGCAGAAAGAGGACAAUCAAGUUGAUGUUCGCUUUUUUGGUCAUCACCACCAAAGGGCCUGGAUCCCCUCUGAAAACAUCCAGGAUAUCACAGUUAACAUCCAUCGGCUGCACGUGAAACGCAGCAUGGGGUGGAAGAAGGCCUGUGAUGAGCUGGAGCUGCACCAGCGAUUUCUUCGUGAGGGGAGAUUCUGGAAAUCAAAGAAUGAGGAUAAAGGGGAAGAGGAGGCAGAGUCAAGUAUCUCCUCCACCAGCAAUGAGCAGCUGAAGGUUACUCAGGAACCAAGAGCAAAGAAAGGACGACGUAACCAGAGUAUGGAACUCAAAAAAGAAGAGCCAGAACCUGAAACUGAAGCAGUAAGUUCAAGCCAGGAAAUUCCCACAAUGCCUCAGCCCAUUGAAAAAGUUUCAGUCUCAACUCAGACCAAGAAGUUAAGUGCCUCUUCUCCAAAAAUGCUGCACCGGAGCACCCAGACCAAUAAUGAUGGAGUGUGUCAGAACAUGUGCCAUGACAAAUACACCAAAAUCUUUAAUGAUUUCAAGGACAGGAUGAAAGCUGAUCACAAAAGGGAAACUGAGAGAGUUGUGCGAGAGGCAGUGGAAAAGCUGCGUACAGAGAUGGAAGAAGAGAAAAGGCAGGCUGUAAAUAAAGCCGUGGCCAAUGCACAAGGAGAGAUGGACAGAAAAUGUAAGCAAGUAAAGGAGAAGUGCAAAGAAGAAUUUUUAGAAGAAAUUAAGAAGUUAGCAGGCCAGCACAAGCAGCUGAUUUCCCAGACCAAGAAGAAGCAGUGGUGCUACAACUGUGAAGAGGAGGCCAUGUACCACUGCUGCUGGAACACUUCCUACUGCUCCAUCAAGUGUCAGCAGGAGCACUGGCAUGCUGAACACAAACGUACCUGCCGCAGAAAAAGAUGAAAGAGCUGUUCCUCCGCUAGAACAUCACCCCGAUGAUUGCUAUUCUCAGACACAGCGGUUUUUGUUUCCAAGAAGCCAAAAUUGUUUAGAAUUUGCUUCCCAUUUUGCACCAGCCUUUAAACACUUUUCGUAAAAGAAAUUUUGCACAGUAAUUUCAAUCUUCUGUUCAGUGCUCCUCCAAAAUUUUGCCAGCGGAAUGAAUUGAACAUCUCUGGGAGCAGGUUACUUUAAAUAAUUUUAAACUAGAGGAUUUGUUGCAUUUUCAGCAAAUUUUAAAACAUUUUUAGGUUUUACAGAGAUUUUAAUCUUUAAAAAUCAGCAGAUCUAAAAAUAAACCAUGCAAGUUUAACAAAAGGAACAUGUAAAAACUAGAUCUGAAUGUAAGAACUUUAGAACUGUUUCAGAAAAACGAAGCGUACUACCUUGAUGUAACAUUUAUUUCUUAACCUUGUUGAGCUGGUUUUGUUCAGCUUAAUUUUACUGUUUAAAGGCAUUAUCUAUUGGUUAUACCAGUGGGUACAUGAUUGAAUUUAGGGAACAGGGUUGACACAGCAGGUGCUAGUCCUGCGUAUUUUUUCUUAAAUAUUUCCCAACUGUGUUUUAUUUUCAUUAUUUCUUUUCAAUAUAUAACUUUUAUAACAAAAUAUUAGCUUUGAUCUUGUAGUUUAAAAUCACAGGGAACUGGGGUAAUCUUUUACUGAGCUGGAUCUUAGAGAAAAAUGAAUAUUUAAAUUUUGAAGUUUGCACAUUUCAUCUUUGUCCUGACAUGAGUGCUUGUAACAAGAAUAAGAAAAGCCAAAACCAAAACCCAAACAAAAAAUAACUACCUUUAUUCAUACGUGGAAUUACGAGGCCUACAAAUUUCGUUAAGGUGCCCCCCUUCAGCCUCCCCAAUCCAAUGUCAUCUGACUGCCUACGAUCUGGUGUCACCUGGUCCAUUGUAACUUGAUAAUAAAAGGAGAAAAAGCACUUACGUUUCACAGAAGCCGUUAUGUUUGUAGAAAUGGGUCAUUGCCUAAUAAUGAGCUCCAUCACUGUACUCAGAAUGAAGAAUAAUGCAUGUUAAUUUUCUUGUAUUAAAGAUGCCGUGAUUUGUAAAAAGUCUGUAUUUUGCGGAAUGUCUGGAUUAAGAAGCAUUACCAAUAGGAAUGGAUCGAUAGUUAAAUGAUUUUUUUUUGUUUGUUUUAUAAAUAGAUAUAUGAAUUGCAUCCAUGUUCAGAGACAAUUUUUUAAAUAGAUGUAAAGCUUACUUAAAUAGCUUUUCUUUUGAAGUGUCUCCGCAUUUUAGUUUCUUCUUUCAAAGGCCGGUCUUAGACCGAGUCAAACGCCCAUUAAUCAUCCCGCUAUUUUUUGAGAAGUUAGAGGAAUAAUUUGUAAAUAUUUAUUUAGAUCUUUGAUAUUUAUUGAAAGCAAUUACAUGAUGGAACGAUGGAAGCUGAAGAAUCAGGAGGAAAGCCUUUUAAAAAGUUUUCUCUAGGAUUUGUCAGGGUCAUUGUGAAGAUGAAAAUAUAACUAAGACUUCUGUGAACUGCCAUUGGAAUCCUGAUCUUUUUUACUUACAGCGGUGAUAGAAGUUAAUUGACUAGAUACUGCCAAAUAACGCCCAACACGUCGUGGAAAUUAAGCAGUGAGCUGAUGGGAGAAAAUAGUAUGUAGAUGGUAACUUGUAUUACCACAGCUACAUUAUUGCCUGAUAAAUGUGUAAUUAACUUUUGUCGCCUCUGUGUUGUGACUGCAAAACACUUCACAACUAAAAAUCAAUCUUGUUCAAUUACUUUACAAGUUCCAAAACUUCGAUCCACCCCUAUGAAAGCAAGUUAUUGUGGAAAUAUUUUUGGUGUAAAAUCAUUCCAGAAUAUGUAAUAUUUAACUGAUAGCUGCAUGAAAGUAAGAUUCGUGUUACUUUGGCUUUUUUGUCUCUGUUGACACGGUUGCACAUUUCCAAGUUACUACAGCGUGAAAACUGUGUGUUUUAAAGAAAAAAACAAAACAAAAAAAAAAAGAUUGUGGCCUGGUUUUGUAUAAGUUUUAGGUAAAAUUACAAUUGAUUGUUUUAGGAAUCAUGAUUUAAAAUUAAUUUUUCUGCAAAUCAUAAAGCUAUAUUAAAGUGUUGAGCUUA
This is a messenger RNA of Numida meleagris (helmeted guineafowl), 16483 nucleotides long. It is a transcript of the gene ZMYND11, whose product is annotated as zinc finger MYND-type containing 11. Gene Ontology annotation, biological process: regulation of transcription elongation by RNA polymerase II. The record is from RefSeq and is a predicted model, not a curated record. Lineage: Eukaryota; Metazoa; Chordata; Aves; Galliformes; Numididae. The transcript has 13 exons. Gene Ontology annotation, molecular function: protein binding; transcription corepressor activity; DNA binding. Bases 12796 to 14364 code for a protein of 522 amino acids.